AAAUCUGAGUUUCGCGGGAGGGUCUUUCGCGCGUAAACUGUAUCCCUUCAUUCAUUGUCAGCUUCCUGGAGCCAUUUUUCAGCUGCAAAGACGGAGGCUCUUGUCAGUUUUAAAUCCAUUGCAUCUGGCUGUCUGUGUUCUUAAUAUUAACUUAAAAUUAGUAAUAUCGGUACAUUAGACUCUCUUCUAAGUUAUACUGUUAGUAUUUCAAACGUUGUUGAUUUGGAUUUCGAGAAAAUCGGCUCCAAACCAGAGGAGGGACAAAGGGCAGCCGGAGCAAAUAAAGAUGAGAAAAGGGAUCUCCCCAGCUCCAGAGAAAGUAAUAGUAGCAGGGGUUGGAGUCCCAGCCGUUGAAAAAAGUACUGUUUUAACUGGACUGUCAGAAAGUUUUACUUCUAGUUUUCCCAACGCUACAUAUAUCCAGAUUAUCACCCCGCCGUCCUGUAUUCCACAGACUACGAAUGUCUGUGUGUCCGAGUCGCCAGCUGGCAGUUUGAUUUACUCCACUCCUCACGGACCAACAAACGGAACGGGACAACGACCUGCAUUCGGACGUCCACCGGCAAAGAGGCGACUGGAGCUGGAUGACAGUGACCAUCAGUACCUCAGUGAAGAAGCCAAGACACCCAAGGGGAAGGGCAGGGCCACGACCCGAAACCUCAGCAGUCCUAAGACUCCCAAGUCCCCAUCGGAGAAGACGCGCUAUGACACGUCUCUGGGACUCUUGACCAAGAAGUUUGUUCAGCUACUUGGUCAGUCGUCAGACGGUGUGGUAGACCUGAAUCGGGCCGCGGAGGUCCUCAAGGUGCAGAAGAGACGCCUCUAUGACAUUACAAAUGUGCUGGAGGGUAUUCACCUCAUCAAGAAGAAAUCCAAAAACAACAUUCAGUGGAUGGGCUGCAAUCUGUCGGAGGAGGGGGGAACUCUGAACCGGUGUCAGGCACUGAGCCGAGAGAUGGCAGAGCUGAGUCAGGUGGAGAAAAGGCUCGAUGAGCUCAUCCAGAGCUGCACCCUUGAUGUACGGCAGCUCACAGAGGAGUCUUUGAACCAGAAAUUUGCAUAUGUUACCUACCAAGACAUCCGGAGGAUAAAAAGCCUAAGAGAUCAGACUGUGAUUGCAGUGAAAGCUCCCUCAGAGACCAAGCUAGAGGUGCCAGACCCACAGGAGAAUUUACAAGUCCACCUAACCAGCACACAGGGUCCUAUAGAAGUGUUUCUAUGUCCAGAUGAGAAUGUUCCCAACAGUCCACUGAAAAACACUUUGGACCUGAAUGGAAAUUCUUCCCCUUUAGUGAAAGUCUUACAAGAAUCCUGCAGCUCCUUGGGGCCUGAUUGUCCAGUGACAGUUUCAAAUGUUUCCCCACUGACGUCCCCAAUUUCCAGCCUCUUACAGCAGACUGAGGACCAAAUCCCUUCCGGACUGGAAGGACCAUUUGUAAACUUGUCGCCUCCUUUGAUCCAUGAAGACUACUUACUGAGCCUGGGCGAUGAGGAGGGAAUUAGUGACCUUUUUGAUGCAUAUGAUUUAGAUAAGCUCCCACUGGAUGACCUCCUUUGCAACUAACUGGGCGUUGUCUGCCAGGAAUAGACUAACCUAGAAGGUGGAUCUAGGAGGCCUCGUUUGUUAAAAGAGGUGCUUCUUUGUCUUCCUUUUAUCUCUAACUCAGAUCUGCAACAGCAGAGUGGUUUGCCUUAAUCUGUACCCUUCAAAGGGUACACAGAUUUUAAACCUGAUGCGAGAUCUGCCUUAUGAAGUCGGGCACAAACCCUCAAAAUAUAUUCAGUGUUACACAUUCUGGCUGUCUCAUUUUACACAACUGCUAAUGUCAAGUUCUGUUACAGAAUGACUGUACAGAAUAAAAUUGUGCAAGCAAGGAUUUUUUUUUU
This is a messenger RNA of Lepisosteus oculatus (spotted gar), 1887 nucleotides long. It is a transcript of the gene e2f3, whose product is annotated as E2F transcription factor 3. Gene Ontology annotation, cellular component: RNA polymerase II transcription regulator complex. Gene Ontology annotation, biological process: regulation of transcription by RNA polymerase II. The record is from RefSeq and is a predicted model, not a curated record. Gene Ontology annotation, molecular function: RNA polymerase II cis-regulatory region sequence-specific DNA binding; DNA-binding transcription factor activity, RNA polymerase II-specific; protein dimerization activity. NCBI's taxonomy places the organism in Eukaryota, Metazoa, Chordata, Actinopteri, Semionotiformes, Lepisosteidae.